CUCAUCCCUUCCCUCUCUCUCUAUCGCUCCCCUCAAAACACUCCCUUUUCUUCCCACUCCUGUCUGCUGCAACGGCACCUCUCAAAUCCCAAUGGCAGCAGUGGCAGAUCCAAGAAACGAUCUCAACACUCCUCUCCUCUCCACAGAACCCCAAUUCGUUCUAGAAAUCGAAUCCAACGGCUCAGAUCACGAUGAUCCCAACCCCUUCGAAUUCAUCGGCGCCAGACCGCUCUCCUUCCCUAGGCCCCACCCGAUCGAUCCCUUCCGCAACCACACCCCCUCCAUCAACGGCUUCUACGAGUUCUUGAAGAUCGUCAUCUGCAUCCCGGUUGCCCUGGUGCGGCUCACCCUCUUCGGCCUCUCCCUGCUGGUGGGGUUCCUCGCCACCAAGCUCGCGCUGUACGGAUGGAAGGAUAAACACAAUCCGAUGCCGAAGUGGCGGUGUAGGCUCAUGUGGGUCACUCGGAUCUGUUCUCGCUGCAUUCUGUUCUGCUUUGGUUACCAUUGGAUAAAGCGAGUGGGAAGACCUGCCUCGAGGGAGACUGCUCCUAUAGUUGUAUGUAACCAUGUCUCGUACAUUGAACCCAUUUUCUUCUUCUAUGAGCUAUUUCCAACCAUUGUUGCAUCCGAGUCACACGACGCCAUACCCUUUGUCGGAACUAUCAUCCGAGCGAUGCAGGUUAUUUACGUAAAUAGGUUCUCAGCCCCUUCGAGGAAGCAUGCCGUUCAUGAAAUAAAGAGAAAAGCUUCGUGCGAUGGAUUCCCUCGUCUUCUAUUAUUUCCUGAGGGUACCACGACAAAUGGGAGGGUUCUUAUUUCAUUCCAACUUGGCGCAUUCAUUCCUGGUUUCCCGAUCCAGCCUGUGGUUGUUCGCUAUCCCCAUGUACAUUUUGAUCAAUCUUGGGGAAAUAUUCAUUUGAUGAAGCUCAUGUUCAGAAUGUUCACCCAAUUUCACAAUUUCAUGGAGGUAGAAUACCUUCCAGUCAUUGCUCCUCUCGACAACAAAAAAGAAAAUGCUGGUCAUUUCGCUGAGCGAACUAGCUUUGCUAUCGCAAGUGCGCUUAAUGUUAUACAGACAUCUCAUUCUUAUGGGGACCUAAUGCUUCUCACAAAAGCAUCAGAAUUGAGACAAUACAAUGCCUCCAGUUAUAUGGUGGAGAUGGCUUGGGUGGACAGCACAUUCAACAUAAGCACUCUGGAAGCAAUGGAAUUUCUGGAUAAAUUUUUGGCAAUGAAUCCAAAUUCCAGUGGGCGUGUCAAAAUCCAUGACUUCUCGAGAUCUCUAAGGCUGGGGUUGUGUCCUCUUUCAGAGAAGAUCUUUGCUUUCAUUGAUGUCGAGAAACUUGGAUCCAUCACAUUUAGACAGUUCUUGCUCGGAUCAGCCCAUAUAAUGAAGCAGCCGUUGUUUCAGCAAGCUUGCACAGCAGCCUUUAAUUGUUGUGAUGACGAAGGCAAGGGUUACAUCACAAAGCAACAGUUAGGAGAUGCCAUCCAUUCUGCAAUGCCGAGCAUGAAUGACAAUAAUGUAUCUGAACUAUUCAACUUGUUUGACAGUGACAAUGACGGUGCUAUUAGUUACGACGAUUUCAUGGCCUGCCUAAGAAGGAACCCACUGCUUGUUGCGCUCUUUGCUUCUAAUUCAAUGCAUUGUGGCUUGAUAGAAGGUGGAAAGCUGGUGAUUGCAUGAUGAUUAUAUGGGCAUAUUAAAGUCCCUGUGAAAUGCUCAAUGAUUGGCUUCUAAUUCAACACUGUCUGACUUACUAUAGGUGGGAAACUAGAGGUUGUAUGAUGAACAUAUGGGAAUAUGAUUAAAUGAAAUGAUCAAUGUUUGGCUUCUCUUGAAAUUAAAGUCUUGUAACAAGGCUAUUUUGCUUUUGAUAAA
Magnolia sinica is the source of this 1882-nucleotide messenger RNA. RefSeq names its product lysophospholipid acyltransferase LPEAT2. Gene Ontology annotation, molecular function: calcium ion binding; lysophosphatidylethanolamine acyltransferase activity. The record is from RefSeq and is a predicted model, not a curated record. The transcript has 14 exons. Gene Ontology annotation, biological process: phospholipid metabolic process. Lineage: Eukaryota; Viridiplantae; Streptophyta; Magnoliopsida; Magnoliales; Magnoliaceae. Bases 92 to 1687 code for a protein of 531 amino acids.